Molecule: messenger RNA, 1473 nt
Organism: Brenthis ino (lesser marbled fritillary)
Lineage: Eukaryota; Metazoa; Arthropoda; Insecta; Lepidoptera; Nymphalidae
Source: the annotation of a GenBank genome assembly
AUGGAAUUAAACGAAAGGAUUUUAAAAUACCUAGAAAGUAGUGAUAAAAUUGAUACACUAAUAUUAGCUAGUGAAUUUAAUGAAGACCAUCAAAAAAUAGUUGGGGCUGUUAAAAGUUUAGAAGCACUAGAAAUGGUUAUAUCAGAGCCAGUAAAAAGCACAAAAUGGGAAUUAACGGAUGAAGGAAAGUUAGUUGCAGAAAAAGGAAGCCAUGAAGCUGUUCUGUAUAGAAGUAUUCCCGAAGACGGAAUGCCUCAGGCUGAAAUAAUGAAGACUGUACCAAAUGCUAAAGUAGGUUUUAGCAAAGCUAUGUCCCUUGGAUGGAUAUACAUGGACAAAUCUGGAGGGCCACCACUAAUUAAAAGGAAAAUCAAUAGUAUUACUGAUGUAGUACAAGAUUAUCUCAAUCAAAUUAGAAAAGGAAUCGAUAACUUACCUGAUAAUGUACGAAGUGAUUAUAAGAAGAGAAAACUUCUUCAAGAGAUCACACUGAAAAGUUUCUUAUUAUCUAAAGGACCACAGUUUUCGACAUCAAUAAAAAAGUUGGAAACUGACUUAACAAGUGAAAUGUUGUUGACUGGAUCAUGGAAACAAUUACAAUUCAAACCAUACAAUUUUGAUGCACUUGGGCAACCACCUGAAUGCGGCCACCUCCAUCCAUUACUAAAAGUGAGAUCGGAAUUUAGGGAAAUUUUCCUAGAAAUGGGUUUUACUGAAAUGCCAACAAAUCAAUAUGUUGAGAGUUCUUUCUGGAACUUUGAUGCUCUCUUUCAACCUCAGCAGCAUCCCGCUAGAGAUGCGCAUGAUACAUUUUUCAUUUCAUCUCCCAGUCAAUCCACGCAGUUUCCUAUGGACUAUUUAGAAAGAGUUAAAACUGUUCAUAGCAAAGGCGGUUAUGGAUCGCAGGGUUAUAGAUACGACUGGAAGAUAGAGGAGGCUCAGAAGAACUUGCUCCGCACGCACACCACGGCGGUGAGCGCGCGCAUGCUGUACAAACUGGCCCAGCAGAAGGAAUUCACUGCCCAGAAAUACUUCAGCAUUGAUAAAGUGUUCCGCAACGAGACGCUGGACGCCACGCACCUGGCGGAGUUCCACCAGGUGGAGGGCGUGGCGGCGGCGCGCGGGCUCGGCCUCGCCGACCUCAUCGCCACGCUCGACGCCUUCUUCUCGCGCCUCGGCUUCCGCCAGCUGCAGUUCAAGCCCGCCUACAACCCCUACACGGAGCCCAGUAUGGAGAUAUUCGCGUAUCACGAUGGGCUCGGUAAGUGGAUAGAGAUCGGCAACUCCGGGGUGUUCCGUCCCGAGAUGCUGCUGCCGAUGGGGCUGCCGGCGGACGUGCGCGUGAUCGCGUGGGGGCUGUCGCUGGAGCGCCCCACCAUGAUCAAGUACGGGCUGACCAACAUCCGCGAGCUCGUGGGGCCGCGCGUGGACCUGCGCAUGGUGCACCACAACCCUGUCUGUAGGCUGGAUAAG